AUGGCUGGCGAGCGCUGGGAUCGCGACCGCCUCAUGUACGAGCGUGACCGCCUCGAGGACGACCGCUAUCCCAUGCGUGGCGGCCGUGGCCGGGAUCGCUCGGAUGAGCGCUACGACCGCCCCCGGUUCCAUGACGACGACCUUGUGCGCGACCGCCGCCACUACGACGAUGAGCCUCGCCCCGAGCCGCGGCGGGAGAGGGCGCCGCCGGCCCAGGAAUAUGAGCGCCGGACCGUCAUCGACAAGGAGCGCGACCGCGAGUACUAUCGCGACUCGUCGCCGCGGCGGCCAGGCUUCCUGCGCCGCCAGUCGUCGCUCGAUACCUACGACCGCCGCCCGCUCCGCCAGUUCUACGAGCGCGAGGAAUACCCGCCUCCGGCCCGCCGCGAGGACAUUUAUCGCGACGACUACCGCGCCCCGGCCUACACGCCCAUCCCCCUCCCCAAGUCGCGCGCCCUCCCUCCGCCCCGGCGAUAUCCCGACCGCGGCUUCUACGACGACAUCGCCGACCCGGACCACUACGGCGAGGACGAGAUGCGGCCGUAUCCGGAGCGCAUCCGCGAGCGCGAGCUGAUUCGAGAGCGUCAGCGACGAGACCGGAGCCGCGAGUCGCGCACCACCAAGACGCACACGCAUCGCAGCAGCUCGCGCUCCUCGGCCGCAACGAGCCGGUCGUCGAGCAGCGCAGGCGGCACGACAGUGCGCAGCAGCGAGUACCCCAAGAAGGGCAAGACCAAGAUUCCCGCGAGGCUGGUGUCGAAGCGGGCUCUGAUUGACAUUGGCUAUCCCUACGUUGAAGAGGGAAACACGAUAAUUGUGCAGAAGGCGCUGGGCCAGGAAAACAUUGAUGAGCUGCUGAAGCUGAGCGAGGAGUACAACAAAGCCGACCAGGAGGUUUCCGCCGCGCGCUCUUCGGCCGGCAACCUACUGGAAGAGCGCAGGGAAGAAUUUCACUUUGUGCCGCCGCCGCCAGCGCUGGCUCUGCCGACGGCCGCGGCGACGGCUGCCCCUCCGCCGCCGCCCGCCGCAGCUCCCUAUGCGCCGGCUGCAGCGCCCUAUCCGCCCCCUCCGGCGCCGUACCACCCGGCGCCGCCCGUUGCAGCCCACCCGCCGCCUCCCGCGGCACCGACCAUCUUCGAGGCUGCCCCUCCGCCCGUCGAGAUCGUGGACCGGUCGAGGACGGUGUAUCGCGAAGUGUCGCCGGCGCGCACCACGACGACGUCGACGUCGAGCUGGGACUCGCACAGCCAUCACCACCACCACCGCCACCACCACGACGAUCUCGUCGUCGCGCCCGUGGUGCGCCAGUCGCGGUCGCGGUCGCGCUCAGGCCGGGAGAUCCGCGCCGAGAUCCGCGCGCUCGAGCGGGAGCUGGCGCACCGGCCCAAGGGCGACAUCGGGGAGCGCGAGGUUGAAAAGGUGGAGCGGCAGGUGGCGGCGCCCAAGCCGCCGCGCAUCGAAAAGGACAAGAAAGGACCUCCUCCCAUGCUUCUGCGAGCCAUGCUGAGCACCCUGACAUGA
This is a messenger RNA of Hirsutella rhossiliensis, 1521 nucleotides long. RefSeq lists its product as uncharacterized. The coding region runs from base 1 to 1521 and encodes 506 amino acids. The transcript is spliced from 5 exons. The record is from RefSeq and is a predicted model, not a curated record. Lineage: Eukaryota; Fungi; Ascomycota; Sordariomycetes; Hypocreales; Ophiocordycipitaceae.